AUGACCGACGCUACUUUCCACACCACCAUCCAGGACCUCCGCAGAGCCGAGUCCAAGCUUUCCCAAUUGCACGGUGGCAACCCGCCAGCGAACUCGAAUGUUUCUAGAAUGAAGUCUAUCAUCGACCAAAACAGCAACAAGCCCGCAAAAAUCGAGCAGGUCAAGGCUAACCUGCCUCUACCUGAUCAACCUCCAGUUGCUAGCGACUGGAAUUCCCUUGACCAGCGCAUUACUGGCACUGGCUCUGGGCGUGUCGAGUUCCCUCCCGAUAACAGUGGCCUGCGUGGGGCUCCGGCUUCAGGCAGUAGUGCUAAAGAACUUGGACUCUAG
Messenger RNA from Penicillium vulpinum, 330 nucleotides. RefSeq lists its product as uncharacterized. NCBI's taxonomy places the organism in Eukaryota, Fungi, Ascomycota, Eurotiomycetes, Eurotiales, Aspergillaceae. The record is from RefSeq and is a predicted model, not a curated record. The transcript is spliced from 2 exons. The coding region runs from base 1 to 330 and encodes 109 amino acids.